Periophthalmus magnuspinnatus is the source of this 5649-nucleotide messenger RNA. RefSeq names its product TAF2 RNA polymerase II, TATA box binding protein (TBP)-associated factor (gene taf2). The coding region runs from base 444 to 4079 and encodes 1211 amino acids. Gene Ontology annotation, biological process: transcription initiation at RNA polymerase II promoter. Lineage: Eukaryota; Metazoa; Chordata; Actinopteri; Gobiiformes; Gobiidae. The transcript is spliced from 27 exons. Gene Ontology annotation, cellular component: transcription factor TFIID complex. Gene Ontology annotation, molecular function: RNA polymerase II general transcription initiation factor activity; chromatin binding; transcription cis-regulatory region binding. The record is from RefSeq and is a predicted model, not a curated record.
ACAAAACAAAAUGGCGAGUCCCCUUGUAGCUGCAGUCACAUCGCUCUAAGCAGCCGAGAGGAGGUUUUCUCCUGUUUAGAUGUUCUGUUGUUAUAGCAGAGUGAUCAUUUGGAUAACAUUUUCUACCUAAUCGUCUUCGGCCUUAUUGGUCUUGACGUUAAUAUUCGUGCGUUAGAUGCAGUGGAAAACAUAAUGAAUGAAUGUGUCUGGAUACGAUGCUUUGACACUAACUGACUUCUGCUCCAUUUCCUAGUUUUAAACUUCUUCUCUUCACGGAACAUUUGUCUACAUUUUAGCGUUUGCAUUUAGAUGUUUCUGCAGCUGUAAUAAAGAUAGUUUGUUCGUUUUACUGGAGUGAGCAAGCGAGUAUCCUGUAGCGUUUUGGAGAAGUCUGCGGAGCUGUGUUAUGGCUUUGUGAAACUUCAAUCAAAACACCGGUGAAGAUGAACAGGAAAAAGGAUAAAGGAUUUGAAAGCCCUCGUCCCUUUAAAUUGACUCAUCAGGUGGUGUGCAUCAACAACAUCAACUUCCAGAGGAAAUCUGUCAUUGGCUAUGUAGAGCUGACCAUUUUCCCCACAGUGGUGAAUCUCAACAGGAUCAAGCUCAACAGUAAACAAUGCCGUAUUUACCGAGUCAGAGUCAAUGAUCUGGAGGCUCCUUUUAUUUACAACGACCCCACGCUCGAAGUCUGUCACCAUGAGUCCAAGCAGAGGAACCUAAAUUACUUCUCAAGUGCGUAUACAGCGGCAGUGAGUGCAGUGGACCCUGAUGCUGGUCACGGGGAGCUGGUCAUCAAAGUUCCGUCUGAGCUCUGGAAACAAGGAGAUGAUUUGAAGGUUUUAAAGGUCUACAUAGAAUUCUCCCUGGAUCAGCCUAAAGGAGGACUACACUUUGUUGUCCCUGAUGUGGAGGGGAGCAUGGCUGAGAGGGCAGCUCAUGUAUUUUCAUUUGGAUACCAGAAUUCCACCAGAUUUUGGUUCCCCUGUGUGGACUCUUACUCUGAGCUGUGCACCUGGAAGCUGGAAUUCACUGUUGAUGCCUCUAUGGUGGCUGUUUCCUGUGGAGAAUUGGUGGAAACCAUCUACACACAUGACAUGAGAAAGAAGACUUUCCACUACGUCUUGCCCAUCCCCACUGCAGCCCCUAACAUCUCUCUUGCUGUGGGACCUUUUGAAAUCCUGGUUGACCCUUAUAUGCAUGAGGUGACCCAUUUCUGCCUGCCUCAGUUGUUGCCUCUGCUCAAACACUCCAUGUCGUACCUUCAUGAGAUUUUUGAGUUUUAUGAAGAAAUCCUGACCUGUCGCUACCCGUACGCCUGCUUUAAGACAGUCUUUGUAGAUGAGGCUUAUGUGGAAGUGUCCUCCUAUGCCUCAAUGAGCAUUUUCAGUACCAACUUGCUCCACAGUGCCAUGAUCAUUGACCAGACCCCUUUGACCCGUCGCUGUUUGGCCCAGGCUUUGGCUCAGCAGUUCUUUGGUUGCUUCAUCUCCAGGAUGUCUUGGGCUGAUGAGUGGGUGCUGAAGGGCAUCUCCGGGUACAUCUACGGCUUGUACCUGAAGAAGACCUUUGGAGUCAACGAGUACAGGCACUGGAUCAAACAGGAGUUGGACAGGAUUAUUGAAUAUGAGCUGAAGAUGGGAGGUGUUCUGUUGCACCCGACAUUUGGGGGAGGCAAAGAGAAAGACAAUCCGACCCCCCACCUUCACUUCUCUAUCAAACAUCCACACACACUGUCGUGGGAGUAUUUCAAAAUGUUUCAGUGUAAAGCCCACCUUGUGAUGAGGUUAAUAGAAAACCGCAUCAGCAUGGAAUUUAUGUUACAGGUCUUCAACAAGCUCUUGAGUUUGGCUAGUACAGCAUCCUCACAGAAAUACCAGAGUCACAUGUGGAGCCAAAUGCUUUUAUCCACCCAUGCCUUUCUCAAAUCCAUCUCUAACGUCUCGGGCAAAGACAUUGGACCCCUCAUCAAACAAUGGGUGGACCAGAGCAGUGUGGUAAAAUUCUUUGGCAGUUUUGCCUUCAACAGGAAGAGAAACGUUUUGGAGCUGGAGAUCCGUCAAGACUACACAUCGUCAGGAACUCAGAAAUAUGUGGGUCCCAUUAAGGUGACUGUGCAGGAAUUAGAUGGUUCCUUCAACCACACACUGCAGAUAGAAGAGAACAGUCUCAAGCAUGACAUCCCCUGCCACUCCAAGAGCAGAAGGAACAAGAAGAAAAAGAUCCCUUUGAUGAAUGGAGAAGAAGUGGACAUGGACUUGUCUGCUAUGGAUGCUGACUCCCCUCUCCUGUGGAUUCGCAUUGAUCCAGACAUGUCCAUUUUGAGGAAGGUGGAGUUUGAACAAGCAGACUUCAUGUGGCAGUACCAGCUCCGAUAUGAGAGGGACGUAGUGGCACAGGUUGAGUCUAUUGUUGCAUUGGAGAAGUUUCCGACUCCGGCCUCCAGACUAGCUUUGACGGACAUCUUGGAACAGGACCAGUGCUUCUACAAAGUCCGCAUGCAAGCCUGUUUUUGCCUGUCCAAGAUUGCAAAUUCUAUGAUGAGCACGUGGCAGGGUCCUCCAGCGAUGAAGUCCUUGUUUACCAGGAUGUUCUGCUGCAAGAGCUGCCCGAACAUCGUAAAAACUAACAACUUCAUCAACUUUCAGAGCUACUUCCUGCAAAAGACAAUGCCUGUUGCCAUGGCUUUACUCAGAGAUGUCCAAAACCUCUGUCCUAAAGAUGUCCUCAACUUCAUACUCGACCUUAUAAAGUACAAUGACAACAGAAAGAACAAAUUUUCAGAUAACUAUUACCGAGCCGAUCUGAUUAAAGCUCUGACUAACUCACUCACACCAGCCAUCAGCAUCAACAAUGAGGCCCGGACAGUUGUCAGUCUGAAUCCUGACGUCCGCCUCAUUUUGGAAGAAAUCACACGGUUCCUGAACAUGGAGAAACUGCUGCCCAGCUUCAGAAACACCAUCACUGUCAGUUGUCUUCGAGCGAUUCGCGAGCUGCAGAAAAAUGGUCAUAUUCCCAGUGACCCAUCUCUGUUUAAGUCCUACGCUCAGUACGGACACUUUGUGGAUGUUCGGGUGGCUGCACUGGAUGCUCUCAUAGACUAUACAAGAGUUGAGCAGAGUGCAACAGAACUGCAGUGGCUGCUUGACAUGGUUCAAAAUGAUCCAGUCCAUUAUGUCAGACACAGAAUUUUGGGGAUGCUGUGUAAAAACCCACCUUUCACCAGAACGUCAGACUCAAUCCUGUGCAACGAAGCUUUGGUCGACCAGCUUUGGAAACUCAUGAACUCUGGUACAUCCCAUGACUGGAGGCAACGCUGUGACGCGGUUAACCUCUAUUACACUUUGUUUGGUCUGACUCGCCCCUCGUGCCUGCCUCUGCCAGAACUGGGCCUUGUGUUGAACCUGAAGGAGAAGAAAGCCGUCCUGAACCCCACCAUCAAACCUGAGCUGGGUGGAGCCACCGUCAUAGACACGCCCGCUAGCAUCGGUAUCCAUGGAGUUGGCAUGAGCUAUACUGCUGUGGAUGAGGAGCCUGACCCGGUGUCAUUGGGUGUGUGUGGAGUAGGGCAGCCCCCUCCUGGCCUGAAGAGAAAGGCCGAGACCCCUCUAGGCUCACCCCCCGAGCCCGGACAAGUACUGCAGCCACAGGAUGAUGACACUAGAGGAGGACGCUUCAAAAUCAGGUUCAAUGCAAUGGAGGAUGAAGAUAUUGACAUGGAGACUGUUCAUGACAGCCAGGCUUUUAUUCAUCAACAUCUAAAUCUGUUGGAGAGACCUUCUACACCAGGAAAAGAACCUCCAUCAGUGGAACAAUCCAUGCUGUCGAUGCCCGCCACGCCCGCUCCCAUCUUCUCCAAAGAGACUACCUCCUCCUCCUCGAAGCACGUGGGCGAUCAUGGGCACCACCAUCACCACCACCAUCACGAACAUAAGAAAAAGAAGAAGAAACACAAACACAAGCAUAAACAUAAGCACAAACACGAGAGUAAGGACAAGGACAAAGACCGGGACAAUGCACACAUCUACAGUAACAGCCCGGCCAGUGGACGCUCCCUUCGAUCGCCUUCGCUGUCCGACUGAAGAGGGUUAGGAAAAUGAGGGCUUUAAUAAUCCAUUGUGAGUAUUUAGAACAUAAUGGUGACAUGGCAAGAGUAAAUAACAUGUUUUGCCAUGUAGAAAGUCCUUCAGUGCUUUGUAUUCAGCAAUAUCCAAGUAUGACUAAUAGAUUCCAAAUGGCCAGCUUUGAUAUAAAAAUAACUGAGUACGGUACAUUUCUGCGGCUUCAGGACCCCACAAUUGUUAAAUUACUGUGAAUGGGAAAGUGGAUGUUAAUUUUAGACUGUUUCUGAAUGCAAUUUAGAGUCAUUCUGUCUAGUAAUACCAUAGCACAACAAAGCUGCCUCUGGAUGUUGUUCGAAAUGUAUACCUUCUAAUGUAACUUACAAAGUUAAAAAGAAAAUAGUAAAAUAGGAGAACAGCUAUAUUGGUUCAAAAAUUCAAGACUGAAAAUCUUUGUACAAGACAAACUGAAACCCUAGCCUGUAAAAAUCUUAAAAAUAUGCAAACUUCGUAAAGGGCCUGUAUUACUCUGUCUUCUGAUUUAUGUUAUAAUGUAAUUUCCUCAUCAAAAACAUACAUGGAGAUUUGUUUUGUUUCAUUAACACACAAACCUUGGAUAUUUAGACUUCUCUUAGUUCUCUCAAACAUAAAAAACACUGGAGCACGUCCUGUAUUACCACAUAUACUGUUUUUAAACUUCAUACGCCUUUCCUGGAGUCAUUUGGAUGAUUUCAUCUUUGAAAAUGCCAAAACUAAAUGAACAAAAGGUAAAAGGUAGCUAUUAACUUGAAAAAUACCGCUUCAUGACAUCACAAAGUGGUACAGAGCAGCCUAAUAAUACAGGAUUACUCAAAUAUGUGUGAAUGAAACAAUAUACAAAUACGAGUAUGUUUUUGAUGAGGUAACAACAUUAUAGGACCUUUAAAUUAUUUGUUGUGGAUACCCUGUUAAACACCCUCAUAAAAACCUUAAAAUCUAAUCUCAAAAUCUGGUUUGUGCAUUUCACCAAAAAGCUGCUUCGCCACCCCAAAACAUCUGUAUUUGUGUGUAUAAUAGCAGGUGAGAUGUGAUGUUGUUUGGACAUAUGUUAGCGGCAGGUGCGAGCAGACUACAGCCAACCCCUUGUGAUGCCAUCAGGAGCACGCCGUAAUACAUGUCUGACCAGGGCCCCACAAAUGCCUACCUAAAACUGAGACUGCAGUGUUAAAAAGGUAAAAACUCACUCACAUACAUGCAGUUGACGCUUGGCCAUUGGAGUUUGUGCACUUUUAACACCGCUUCCAGGCUGUCUGAGGUAUUCUGACCACACUGGCCUCUGUCCACACACGGGCUGGUUUUAUAGCGCCCCCCCUCAGCGUAGAGACCACUCCAAGUCCCGCGUCACCAGAACCAUAGUCCCUGCCGACGUUCCGUGGUCUGAGGGAAAUGAUGGAUUGCAGUUUGAAACAUUAUGUCUGAACUGGACUGUACCUGAAGUUUCUGCUAAAGACAUUUCCUUCCCCUUUAGAUCACUGUACUUUUCAAAUGAGUCAUAUGUGGUUUUAUUAAUACUCUGCCAUAUUGUUGAUUAAAGAGAUUUUUGUACUUAGAA